This is a messenger RNA of Dendroctonus ponderosae (mountain pine beetle), 2576 nucleotides long. It is a transcript of the gene Stt3A, whose product is annotated as dolichyl-diphosphooligosaccharide--protein glycosyltransferase subunit STT3A. Gene Ontology annotation, molecular function: dolichyl-diphosphooligosaccharide-protein glycotransferase activity. Gene Ontology annotation, cellular component: membrane. Gene Ontology annotation, biological process: post-translational protein modification. The record is from RefSeq and is a predicted model, not a curated record. NCBI's taxonomy places the organism in Eukaryota, Metazoa, Arthropoda, Insecta, Coleoptera, Curculionidae.
UGCGACUAAAAGUCAAACUGUUAUCAAACAAACUGUCAGUUGAUGUUUAGCCGGUCGAUUUUGUCUACGUCGAUAAGAAAAUUAUGUUUUUUUUCUAAUUUUGGCACACUCUAGAGCCCAUUGGCAUGAUAAUCUAAAAUCCCGCAAACCAAAGCGCGAAUUUCCACAAGAAACCGUUUCCUAUCGGCUAUUAUUUACUCGCAACUUGCAAUUUAACCUCUCUGUGUGUGUGGGGGCGUUAGAAUGUGGCUAUUGGACAAAAAAGGGGCCCAGGGCAAGAAGCAGGAAACUCUGCUGACCAUUUCCAUUCUAUCCCUGGCUGCUGUGCUGUCGUUCGCUACCAGACUAUUUUCAGUGCUCCGCUUCGAAUCAGUGAUUCACGAAUUUGAUCCGUAUUUCAACUAUAGAACCACGAAGUAUUUGUCAGAGAACGGGUUCUAUGACUUCCACAACUGGUUCGAUGAUAGGGCUUGGUACCCCUUGGGGAGAAUUAUCGGUGGGACUAUUUAUCCAGGCCUGAUGUUAACUUCGGUGUUCCUGUUCAGAGUGGCGCAGUUCCUGCACAUCGACAUAGACAUCAGGAAUGUGUGCGUUUUUUUGGCGCCCCUGUUCUCCUCGUUCACCACCCUGAUCACCUACAUGCUCACUAAAGAGAUUUUUGAUAAAGGAGCCGGCCUGAUGGCCGCAGCCUUUGUGGCAAUAGUUCCCGGUUACAUCAGCCGCUCAGUGGCCGGCAGCUAUGAUAAUGAGGGCAUAGCGAUUUUCUGCAUGCUGCUCACUUACUACACCUGGAUCAAGGCUGUGAAGACCGGCACAGUGAGAUGGGGCACCUUGACAGCUCUAGCUUACUUCUACAUGGUGUCCUCCUGGGGCGGCUACGUGUUUCUAAUCAACCUGAUUCCGCUUCAUGUGCUCACCCUGAUAGUGACUGGCCGGUUUUCCCAUCGAAUCUACGUCGCAUACAGCACUUUGUACUGUGUGGGGACCAUUCUGUCCAUGCAGGUGGCCUUUGUGGGUUUCCAGCCAGUGCAGAGCUCUGAACACAUGCUGGCGCUGGGAGUGUUUGGGCUCUGCCAAAUACUGGCUUUUGUGGACUACUUGAAGAGCAAGCUGAGUCCUGCGGAUUUUCGGGCGCUGUGGACGUUCGCCCUUAGUACUUUGGGCGCUUUAUUCGCCUUGGGGUUGAUCCUGUUGUCGUUCAGCGGGAAAGUGGCCCCUUGGACGGGGCGUUUCUACGCCCUUCUGGAUCCCUCCUACGCCAAGAACCACAUUCCCAUCAUCGCCUCGGUUUCCGAGCAUCAGCCCACUGCGUGGUCUUCGUUUUUCUUCGACCUGCACGUACUUACCAUGCUGCUGCCUGCCGGUCUCUAUCUCUGCUUUAAGGACCCCAGUGACUCCAAGUUCUUCCUUGCUCUGUAUGGGGCGACUGCUGUCUACUUUGCCGGAGUGAUGGUGCGUCUGAUGCUGGUGCUGGCGCCAGCGGCGUGCGCCCUAUCGGGAGCCGGUCUCAGCCGCCUUUUAGGGAGAUUCUUCAACCCAGCGCCCACCACCCAGAGGCGUCAAAAGGGCGCCAAUCAGAGCGAGACCAAGAACGCGGGAGGAGCAGCUUUUGCCGCCCUUUCCAUUGCCAUCCUCAGCGUCUACACAAUGCACUGCACUUGGGUGACAAGCGAAGCCUACAGCUCUCCUUCCAUUGUUUUGAGCGCCCGCGCCCAUGACGGCUCUCGGAUCAUCUUCGACGACUUUAGAGAGGCCUACGGCUGGUUGAAGAGCAACACGCCAGAGGAUGCUCGCAUCAUGUCUUGGUGGGACUACGGCUACCAGAUAACUGCAAUGGCCAACCGGACCGUGCUGGUUGAUAACAACACGUGGAACAACACGCACAUCAGUCGGGUGGGACAAGCGAUGGCCAGUGGCGAAGAAAAGGCGCUGGAAAUCAUGCGCGAGCUCGACGUGGACUAUGUGCUAGUGAUCUUUGGCGGACUUACCGGCUACUCCUCGGACGACAUCAACAAGUUUCUGUGGAUGGUGCGCAUUGGAGGAAGCACGGAGAAGGGAAAGCACAUCCACGAGUCGGACUACUACUCGCCUACUGGCGAGUUCCGAGUGGACAAAGAAGGCGCGCCAGCCCUCCUCAAUUGCCUCAUGUACAAGAUGUGCUACUAUCGCUUUGGCAAGGUGCACACUGAGGGCGGCAAGCCGCCCGGCUGGGACCGAGUUAGAGGUGCGGAAAUCGGCAACAAAGACUUCGAGCUGGAUGUGUUGGAAGAGGCCUACACGACCGAGCAUUGGCUGGUUCGCAUCUACAAGGUGAAGGACCUGCCCAAUCGGGGGUCGCUGUAAAACCCUACCUUUCCCAGUUGCUUAAGGAGGGGAUAAGUCUCAGGAGGAUGUUAAGGUCCAAGGGUUGUCUGGGAGGGACCAAGCAAGCAAUAGUCGCUCGGCGUGUUUUCCCAAUGUUUCGAUUAACGUUAAUUGAUAGGAACCGUCGCUCAAACAACGCAAAUUCAAAUAUUUUUGUAAUUUUUUUAAAAUUGUUUCAUUUUUUACAUUAAACACAAUCUUUGCUUGGUCAA